AUGAGCAUGCUUUCCUCUGAAGCUGUGUGUCUCUGUCUGUCUGGCACCGCAGUGCUGGGUUGCUUAGUGCUUUGCAAAUGCAAGUGUUCAAGGCCUUUGCAGAGCUGGAUGCUGUGCCUGGCCGGCGUCUGGGGAGGGGCUUGCCUGCUCAGCCUCCCCUUCUUCUGGAGUUUGAUCCUCUUCUCCUUGUCCUGCUUUCUUCUGCACACCUGCACAGCUGACGAAGAGCUGCUACCCGCGGAUGGAAAGGCCGUGCUGGUGACAGGCUCUGACACGGGGUUUGGCCAUGGUUUGGCCAAGCAUCUGGACAAGCUGGGCUUCACAGUAUUCGCUGGAGUUCUGGAUAAGAAGAGUGCCGGAGCCAAAGAAUUGCAAAAAUCCUGCUCUUCGCGUCUCUCUGUGCUGCAGAUGGACAUCACCAAGCCAGAGCAGAUAAAAGAUGCUUACAGCAAAGUCGUGGAAAAGAUUCAGGACAAAGGGCUGUGGGCUGUCAUCAACAAUGCUGGAAUCAUCGGCUUCCCUAUAGACGGCGAGCUCAUUCCCAUGAACGAUUACAAAAGAUGCAUGGCUGUGAACUUCUUUGGAUCUGUGGAAGUCACGAAGACAUUUUUGCCUCUGCUUAGGAAAUCCAAGGGCAGGCUGGUGGCUAUCAGCAGUAUGGGAGGAUCAGUCCCACUGAUGAAGAUGGCGGCCUACAAUUCAACGAAGGCUGCCCUGACUAUGUUUUCAUCUAUUCUGAGACAAGAACUUUCCAAGUGGGGAGUAAAAGUCAUCAUUAUCCAACCUGGAGGCUUCCGAACAAAUAUCACAGGAACAAGUGAUGUGUGGGACAAGAUGGAGAAGAACAUUCUGGAAAACCUCCCCCAAGAAGUGCAGGAGGACUAUGGUCAGGACUACAUUCUCAGGCAGAGGAACUUCCUCAAGUUCAUGCAUAUGAAGACCAGCCCAGACUUGACCCCCGUACUAGAGGCCGUCCAGCACGCCAUCUCUGCUCAGAACCCUUCUCCCUUCUAUGCUCCGGGGAAGCUGACUUACCUAUGGGUCUGCUUUGCCUCCGUUUCCCCUACCAUCUUAUUGGAUUAUAUUAUACAAAAACUGUUUGGCCGAGGACAGGACAUGCCCAGAGCUCUAAGCAUGUCCAGCUAGGAAAACAAGGCCUGGAGGGAGGAAGACCUUGAA
Molecule: messenger RNA, 1179 nt
Organism: Dipodomys spectabilis (banner-tailed kangaroo rat)
Lineage: Eukaryota; Metazoa; Chordata; Mammalia; Rodentia; Heteromyidae
Gene: Hsd17b2
Product: hydroxysteroid 17-beta dehydrogenase 2
Exons: 5
Coding region: 1-1146 (381 amino acids)
Molecular function (GO): oxidoreductase activity
Source: RefSeq, a predicted model, not a curated record